Messenger RNA from Danaus plexippus (monarch butterfly), 1307 nucleotides. RefSeq lists its product as uncharacterized. The record is from RefSeq and is a predicted model, not a curated record. The transcript is spliced from 3 exons. Bases 77 to 526 code for a protein of 149 amino acids. Gene Ontology annotation, biological process: regulation of synaptic transmission, cholinergic; sleep; positive regulation of voltage-gated potassium channel activity. Lineage: Eukaryota; Metazoa; Arthropoda; Insecta; Lepidoptera; Nymphalidae.
UUUGUUAUCAAAAUGAAAAGUUUAGUACUUAGUUAAAUCUUUUUUUCUUUUAUAAAACAUAAAGUGUUUAGGUAAAAUGUUCUAUAAAACAUAUUUUUUGUGCUAUUUACUUGGAUUAAUGGUUUUAAAGGAAGUUAAUGGUUUACAAAAACGCUGUAUAAAAUGUCGUUCACGUGGUGAGUUGGGUUCAUGUGGGGAUCCAUUCCCUACCAAUGUGACCGAGUCAGAGGACCAGGUGGGAAUUCAUGUUGUAGCAUGUCCAUCAGGCUGGUGCGGCAAAAUGAUUGAGGGCACCACAGGUGCUUUCAGAACUGAUGAUUACGGAGCUGCGACACAAAGGAUGUGUUUACAACGUUCGCCCAGUGACGAUGAGGAACGUUGUGCGUACACCAUGUGGAAUCAUAAGAAAGUGUACAUGUGUUUCUGUACUGGUGAUCUUUGUAAUUCCGCUGUAAGAUCACAGUUAGUUCUGCCUAUUUUAUUGUUAAGUGUUCUAUCUAUAUUGUAUAAUUAUUACCAAACUUAAAUGUUCUUUAGAUAUAUAUGUGAUAAUUAAUGUCCGUCCAUUUUUGUAUGAAUUUUUUAUAAGAUGCUUAAAGUAGUCAUUAACUAUAAAUGUAGUAUAAAUUAUUUCUUUAUUGCAUUGUGUUCUUUAUCUAGUUGAUUAAUUGUUUGUCCUGUUAUAUAUAGUCAGGUAAAUAAUACUAUUGAUGGCACUGGUAAUUUUUAUUCAUUAAAUAAAUACAUUGCAGGGUAAUAAAUAUAUCUUCCUCAAUAAAACUAGCCAAAUUUUAUAUGAAAAUAAAAAGGCCUUUAAUCAUAACAAUGAUCUGAUUACUCAUAAGAAUGAUCUGAGAGAAAUUUUUAUAUAAUAUAAGGUAGGUUAUGAAUAUACAAUGUUAUGAAUUUUUUUCUAUAUAUAUAUAUAUAUAUAUUAAAUGUCUGUAUGGCCAAAAUUGUGAUAAAAAUCGUAAUUUGUGGUGUUCAAAACAUUUCAUAGGUAUAAUUUCAAUACAAUGGUAGAUCAUGUAUUUUUUUUAAUGUUCACAGUAGAUGUUUAAACACAUUCGGUCCCAUACAAUGGGCCAUAAAAACUGUUUCGGGAGUUAUUAAAUAUAAAGGAAAGAAUAAAAGCUUUCAUAAUAGAAUUCAGUAAAAGUUUGUUUACAAAAUUUAUUUUGUUUCCUUGUCCUUAUAUAUAAAAAAUUCGGCAAAUAAAUAUGAGGUAUUUUAUAUGUAAUAUUUUCCUUAACUUCAACAUGUAUAGUAGAUAUAAGAUGUAUAGAUAUAUUAUUAUGAUUUAACAA